AAUUAACUCAUCAAGGGAACAACUUCCACAUUCAUAUAUAGAGUAUAGGGCGGCCAAACCAAACCACUUUCCGGCCAUCAAAACAUAGGGAGAAACAUAGACAUACCACCGACGGCCACCAUGAAAAUUCAUGAGUUUACGCGGGGCGGCUUCAUCUUUGAGCAAGACGUCCCUUCUCUCUCCCUCGGUUGCAAGCGCUACCGCCCUCUCGCUCCCAAGCUUGCCCCCACCGACGACUUCGACCUCAAGAGCUUCAUUAGACCCGAAAGCAGCCAUCUUGAAGAGAAAAGAGACUCGCUCCAUCAGACGAUGACGGGGGAGACGCAUCUGGGAGGCACCAGAUGGAACCCAACCCAAGAACAGAUAGGAAUACUAGAGAUGCUUUACAGAGGGGGGAUGAGAACUCCCAACGCGCAGCAGAUCGAGCAAAUCACUGCACAGCUAGGGAAGUACGGAAAGAUCGAGGGCAAGAACGUGUUUUACUGGUUCCAGAACCACAAAGCCCGGGAGAGGCAAAAGCAGAAGAGGAGCAGCCUCGGGCUAAACCAUAGCCCGAGGACACCGCCACCAUCUGCUUCCUUUACCAACUCUCCAUUUGUAGCAUUCGAUCCGUGGGGAGAGCAAAGUGCAUGCAAGAGAAAAUGGCCGACAUAUGGGAGUUUGGGAGAAGAGAACAGUUCAUGUGGAAGAGAAGAAGGAGAUGGGACUCUAGAACUUUUUCCAUUGCAUCCUGAACUAGGGAGAUGAUGACCAGUUGACUAUGAUGAUGAAUUUUGUUAUUAUUUGGGAACGUUCGGCCCGGAGUCGUUCUUCUGGAGUCGUUCGUCCCGGCCCAGCACAGCUCGGCCGGGACUGCCUCAAUAAUAAUGCAAUGUGGCUCAAAAUUCUUGACUAGCUAGAUGUAUAAGUUGGACCGGUGUUGUGGUUAAUAAAUUGAUUUAACUUCCUCUUUGUCUGAUUUCUGAUUAUAAUUGAUGAAAUGGAACGUACCUUGUUCUUAAUUAUUCCAAAAGAAAAA
Cuscuta epithymum is the source of this 1018-nucleotide messenger RNA. The record is from the annotation of a GenBank genome assembly. Lineage: Eukaryota; Viridiplantae; Streptophyta; Magnoliopsida; Solanales; Convolvulaceae.